AUGUUUUGCACGCCUAAACUCUCUCGACGAGCAAGGGUAUUGAUGCUUUCUGUUGCCAUUUUGUACGCCAUGUACACACUAUUCACCUAUUCCACCUUCACACUACUUCCAACUGCAGAAAUACUGUCUAAAAUGGAGGGCAGCCAAUAUCAUGAAACUCCAAAAAGUCCACCACAAAGAACUAACCAAAAAAAAUUAGUUGAUAAUACUUCUGAAAUCUCAAGUUACUCUCCAGUUAUUGAUAAUAUCUAUCGCUAUCAAUUGAAAGAUUUAAAUGGGAACCCAGUUGCUGGAGAAGCUGAUCCUGAAAAACAAGAGUUUAUUCGCAACAUGAUUCGACAUGCAUGGUCUGGAUACAUGAAAUAUGCACAGGGAUCUGAUGAGCUUAAGCCCUUAUCAAAAUCUAACAUGAACUGGACUUACCUUUCCUCGACUCUCUUUACCCCACUUGACUCCAUGUCAACUUUGUAUAUUGUUGGAUUGUCUCAAGAGUUCAACGAGGCAAAGUCACUUGUGAUAAACCAGCUUAAUUACGAUGUCAUCAAAACAGACAUCAAUGUCUUUGAAACUGUAAUUCGCGCUUUGGGCGGAUUAAUAUCAGCGUAUGAUUUAGAACAAGACAAGCGACUAUUGGAUAUUGCAGUGGACUUGGCAGAUCGUUUGGAAAGUUCGUUUCGUACCCCUACAGGAAUCCCUAAUAAUAUGGUUUGGCCCGCAGCUCGUCGGUCGAGUCCAGGCUACAUAAGUUUGGCUUCUGCUGGAUCACAGCAACUAGAAUACCAGUAUUUGACUGAUGCAUUGCGUGCAUUGGAGCAGAUUACGUCAAUCAAAACAAGUAUCGAGGGACUUGCUCCAAAGACACUUAAUUCACAAUUCCUUAGAGAAAUAUCUCGAGAUUAUUCAGUUUCAGCUGAAACAGACUCUUACUAUGAGUAUUUAAACAAACUGUGGAUUUCAACUGGGGAUAUACGAUAUCGCAAACUAUAUGACGCUGCGGCUUCGGCUAUUGAGAAGUAUAUACUAGUCAGAACACCAAAUGGUCGAGCAUAUAUCCCUGAAAGACAUAACGAUGUAUUAGGACUUGAAUUCCACCACUUGUCUUGUUUUGCAGGAGGGAUGUUUGCCAGUGGUGCGGUUACGCUAAAAAAUGAACACUCGGAUCGCUACAUAGAAAUUGCUGCUGAACUUACACGCACAUGUUAUGAUUCGUAUCAGAUACGUGCCACAAAACUGGGUGGAGAAUGGACUCGAGUGAGUCAAGAAGGCGAUCUUUAUGCUUCCGGUCAUGCAUAUCAUUUACGGCCAGAGGCGGUAGAAUCUAUAUUCUACAUGUGGAGGUAUACCCAUGACCCAAAGUAUCGUGAAUGGGGAUGGAACAUUGUUCAGGCAUUGGAAACAAGCUGUAAAGAUGAUGUAGGAUAUCACGGGUUAAACAACUCGGGCAAACCUUUUGACCGUCAAGAAUCUUUUUUUAUUGCCGAGACGCUUAAAUAUUUAUUUUUGCUAUUUUCGGAUGAUCAAACGGUUGAUUUGAACGAGUAUGUGUUUAACACUGAGGCGCAUCCCAUUAGCAUUCGUGGACAUGGACGUAGAAAGGAUCGGAAGAAAUGGGUUGAGAUUCCCCAACCAGGAAAAUUUCCAAAGAAUUGGAAUUUGUAA
Molecule: messenger RNA, 1659 nt
Organism: Batrachochytrium dendrobatidis JAM81
Lineage: Eukaryota; Fungi; Chytridiomycota; Chytridiomycetes; Rhizophydiales
Exons: 9
Coding region: 1-1659 (552 amino acids)
Biological process (GO): carbohydrate metabolic process; mannose trimming involved in glycoprotein ERAD pathway
Cellular component (GO): endoplasmic reticulum; Golgi membrane
Molecular function (GO): calcium ion binding; mannosyl-oligosaccharide 1,2-alpha-mannosidase activity
Source: RefSeq, a predicted model, not a curated record